AUGGCUGCCGUGGAGCUAGUUCCGGGGCUGGUGACUUUCGAGGAGGUGGCUGUGUUUUUCACCGAGGAAGAGUGGGCUCUGCUGGACCCCGCUCAGAGAGCCCUCUACGGAGACGUCAUGCAGGAGAACUAUGAGAACGUGACCUCACUGGGUGAGGGGAUGGUGAGCGAGACCAUGGAGCAGAAUCCUCAGCAGGAAGAGGAGCAAGUGGAAGCGCAUGGGGCGUUGUUGCAAAGAUGCAAAGGGAGUGUGUCCAGGAGUUGUGAGCAGGGAAAAGGCUCUCAGGGGCAGCACAGGCCAGAGAAGCGGCAGGGAAACCAGCCAGCGCAGAAAGUUGGAAUAUCUGUUAAUUAUCGGGGAACUCACAAAGGCCUCAAGGAAACCACGGUGCAGCAGAGAAUCCUGACAGGAGAGAGAAAUAACACGGGCUUUGAGUGUGGGAAAAAGUUCAGGAGGCGCUCAUACCAUCAGAGAAUCCACACCCGAGUGAGACCCCAUGAAUGCCGCGAGUGCGGGAAAACCUUCGCUUGGAGCUCAACCCUUAUUGCACAUCAGAGGAUCCACACCGGAGAGAAACCCUAUAAAUGCCGUGAGUGCGGGAAAACCUUCGCUCGGAGCUCACACCUUAUUUCACAUCAGAGGAGCCACACAGGAGAGAAACCCUAUAAAUGCUGUGAGUGCGGGAAAACCUUCGCUUGGAGCUCAUCCCUUAUUUGCCAUCAGAGGAUCCACACAGGAGAGAAACCUUAUGAAUGCUGUGAGUGUGGGAAAACCUUCCCUCACAGCUCAACCCUUGUUAUACAUCAGAGGAGCCACACAGGAGAGAAACCUUAUGAAUGUUGUGAGUGCGGGAAAACCUUUGCUCAGAGCUCAAGCCUUAUUGCACAUAGGAGGAGCCACACAGGAGAAAAACCCUAUGAAUGCCAUGAGUGCGGGAAAACCUUUGCUCAGAGGUCAGGCCUUGUUACACAUCAGAGAAGCCACACAGGAGAGAAACCCUAUAAAUGCCGUGAGUGCGGGAAAACCUUUGCUCAGAGCUCACACCUUACUGCACAUCAGAGGAUCCACACAGGAGAGAAACCCUAUAAAUGCUGUGAGUGUGGGAAAACCUUCCAUCACAACUCUUCUCUUAUUUAUCACCAGAGAAGCUGCAAGGGAGAUAAACACCAUGAAAAUCUUGUCUAGGGUCUCAGAAAAGAUUGUUUUUUCCUUUUGCUAAUUCCCAAGUAGUGAACUUUAAGGCAGCAUUUGUGGCAUCUCAGCUCCUUCAGGUGAGUUGUCUGCUUUUCCCUUUUGCAGCUCACCUUUCCUUGGAGUGAAGCCCACAGUGUUUUUCAUCAACUCCUUUGUUCUGUGUCUUGGAAGUGUGUGUCCCUCCAACAGGAAUGUCUGUCAGCCCCAGGUGGGGGAACCAGGAGUGACCUUUACUCGGUACAUGGAGGUUAAAUCUACCUGGGCCUUGACUCCACUAGGGUUUUCCAUGGAGUUAGCUAGAUUGAGUUAGCAGUCCUGAUAUAAAAACACAACUAUUUUUUUCAAUAAAGAAAAUAGCCCAUAGAGCUGCCAGGGUAACGUAGCAAAUUUCCUCACCACCGGAUAUAACCUCCAUCACUUUUCCUAGUCUAACCAAAUUUGAAGCAUCACGUUUAUACUUUUCCUUCCACUGCACAGUGAUUGUUAGUCACCAGGACAGAUUGCCUCAUUCCCAGUUGUUCCCACGUUGCACUGGGUUCUGCUGAAUAGCAGUUGGGUUUUGUACCAUUUUUCUCCUAAGAACAUAAGAAUGGCCAUACUGGGUCAGACCAAAGGUCCAUCCAGCCCAGUAUCCUGUCUGCCGACAGUGGCCAAUGCCAGGUGCCUCAGAGGGAGUGAACCUAACAGGUAAUGAUCAAGUGAUCUCUCUCCUGCCAGCCAUCUCCACCCUCUGACAAACAGAGGCUAGGGACACCAUUCCUUACCUAUCCUGGAUAAUAGCCAUUAAUGGACUUAACCAUCAUGAAUUUAUCUAACAGGGUUUAAAAGAGAACUAUAGCCUUCACAACCUCCUCAGGCAAGGAGUUCCACAGGUUGACUGUGCGCUAUGUGAAGAAGAACUUCCUUUUAUUUGUUUUAAACCUGCUGCCCAUUAAUUUCAUUUGGUGGCCCCUAGUUCUUAUAUUAUUGGAACAAGUAAAUAACUUUUCCUUAUUCACUUUCUCCACAUCACUCAAGAUUUUAUAUACCUCUAUCAUAUCCCCCCCUUAGUCUCCUCUUUUCCAAGCUGAAAAGUUCUAGUCUCUUUAAUCUCUCCUCAUAUGGGACCCGUUCCAAACCCCUAAUCGUUUUAGUUGCCCUUCUCUGAACCUUUUCUAGUGCCAGUAUAUCUUUUUUGAGAUGAGGAGACCACACCUGUACGCAGUAUUCAAGAUGUGGGCGUAUCAUGGAUUUAUAUGGGGCAAUAAUAUAUUCUCUAUCCCCUUUUUAAUGAUUCCUAACAUCCUGUUUGCUUUUUUGACUGCCACUGCACACUGCGUGGACGUCUUCAGAGAACUAUCCACAAUGACUCCAAGAUCUCUUUCCUGAUUAGUUGUAGCUAAAUUAGCCCCCAUCAUAUUGCAUGUAUAGUUGGGGUUAUUUUUUCCAAUGUACAUUACUUUACAUUUAUCCACAUUAAAUU
Emys orbicularis (European pond turtle) is the source of this 2656-nucleotide messenger RNA. Its product is annotated as zinc finger protein 501-like. Gene Ontology annotation, molecular function: RNA polymerase II cis-regulatory region sequence-specific DNA binding; DNA-binding transcription factor activity, RNA polymerase II-specific. The coding region runs from base 1 to 1185 and encodes 394 amino acids. The transcript is spliced from 3 exons. Lineage: Eukaryota; Metazoa; Chordata; Testudines; Emydidae. The record is from RefSeq and is a predicted model, not a curated record. Gene Ontology annotation, biological process: regulation of transcription by RNA polymerase II.